This is a messenger RNA of Varanus komodoensis (Komodo dragon), 2856 nucleotides long. It is a transcript of the gene SDHD, whose product is annotated as succinate dehydrogenase complex subunit D. Gene Ontology annotation, cellular component: mitochondrial envelope; membrane. Gene Ontology annotation, biological process: tricarboxylic acid cycle; mitochondrial electron transport, succinate to ubiquinone. Bases 1247 to 1726 code for a protein of 159 amino acids. The transcript has 3 exons. Lineage: Eukaryota; Metazoa; Chordata; Lepidosauria; Squamata; Varanidae. Gene Ontology annotation, molecular function: heme binding; ubiquinone binding. The record is from RefSeq and is a predicted model, not a curated record.
UUGGUUUGGUUUGGUUUGUUUCAUUUGUCUCUGCCAUGUGUUUGCUACUAGCAUUGCAAUAAUUGUUUUCACCUUGGCUAGGAGAAGACUGGGACACAGUGAGAGCAAAGUGCGUUCUUCUGCUCCUAGGUCAUAGUCCUGCUUAUGGGCCUUGUGCUUGCAGGGGGCAGUCUGGCAAUAUGAGGGGCGCACCAAAAAAGCCAGAAAUUGAGAACAGCUUAAUGGGAGUAAUGCGUGUUCCUUUUCUCAGCAUUCCCUUACCCAUUGCCAGGAGAAUGCUGUUCCCUCCAACAAACCCUGCCCCUUUCUGUCCUUUCCUUAUUCUUGCUUUUCAGUUGUCACCAACAAAUCUUGACAUUUCUAAAACCAACAUGUAUCCAAGGUGUGUGUAUUUUGUUGCGUUACAAAUGACGUGCACAAAGUUCAGCAUGCGUACUUUGCUUAAUUUGCAUCCCUUUAUUCUGCACUCAGAUGGUGCGGUGGACAAACGUAGGGCCUGGAAUUGAAUCCCUCCGGUUGUAUGUCCAGUCCUCAGCCAGUCAUGCCCUGGGGAGCUGCCAAGGGGGGGACCGGCUUCUUUGGGUUGAGAAGAAGAACACUUUGGGGAUGUCCUGUCGGCAGGGCUGCUUCCUUGGGUGCCCUCCUAAAAUUUUGGCUGUGGCAAACCUUGGUGUUUCUAGCCUGUUUGGGGUGGGACAUAGAGGUGGACUUUUGACUUCCAGUUGUGAUGAAAGAUUUACAUUAGCCUUGUUCACAAAAUUUAAUGGACUUCCUAGGCUCAUGGGUUUGCUUUGCUCCUUCUGUGGAGUCUGAUGCAGUGUUCUCGGCAAUUCGACUAAGUUGUCUUAAGUAAAGGCUUUCUAGAAAUGAUAUUAGGUUUCCCAUUUAAAUCACAUCCACUAUGUGAUAUGUGUCUUAAUAAAAAUAGUCCUACUGUACGUGCUUGGGAUUUCCACAUUCAGUUAAUUUGCAUCCUCUGUUCUGGGCUAAGUUGGUAUCCUUUGUAGUGUGUGUAUGUACUGUUCCUUUCUUUUUGAGUUCUGUAUAUUUUAGUUGUGGUAUAUUCCCCUCCCCACUCUUUGUUGCAUCCUCAGAGCUGUUAAUUUUCUGUAUUUGGAUGUAUGCAGAAUUCUAGCCCAAAGCUGGUGAUUUGACUUAGGCGAAAAAUUGGUUUUGUCGUUUCAUUUCAUUUUUUUAAAAAAAGCAAGUUUCUAGCCCUCAUGGCUGUGGAGAUGUGUAUGGGCACAUGCACAUCGCUUUGAUGUUCAGGGGGCCAAGUUUGUGUCCUCCCCCUCCCAAGGCUGCCUGCCCCUCCUUUCUGAGCUCCAGUCACGUUCCUCUGCCAAGACACCCUCUCUUCCCUGUACGUUCAUUUCUGGCACCAACUUGCUCCAGCUCCAAAACAAGUGCGCAAGCUGGCUCCAGCGCUGCAUCUCUGCAUUGGACAGCGGAGCGAGCAGUCAGUGUCCUCCUCCUCGGGCUCUUGCCCGCUGCUUACCUGUACCCCGGACCAGCCAUGGACUACUCGCUGGCUGCAGUCCUCACACUGCACGGUCACUGGGGCCUCGGGCAGGUUGUAACUGACUACGUUCAUGGAGAGACACCUGUCAGACUCGCCAGCACCGGCCUCUACCUGCUGUCAGCGAUCACCUUUGCUGGCCUGUGCUACUUCAACUACCAUGAUGUGGGCAUCUGUAGAGCCGUGGCCAUGCUGUGGAGCCUCUGAGACAUGACACGGCCCACCGGCAAACCAUCAUGAAUGUCCACUGCUGCCUCUGCUUCACUGUAUUACUAUGACAUGAAUGAUCCUGUGGCCCCUGGGUAGCGUCUGAGGGGCCAUAGGAUACCUGGGGUUCCCAGCUCCAGCUGUGGAGCUAGGAACUGGCACUCCACCCCCUUUUUCUGCCCCUUCAUAGCUGACCGGAAAAGAACUCUGCCAGCUACCUAUCUAAGGUCGGAAAUAUGACCUCAGAGGGGGGAAAGGGGGCGUUUCAGUGUGUGGGGAGGGGAGGAGAUUGGAGAGGCCAGGCCACAAGCUGCCUUGACUCCUCUCCAGUCUUCUUCCCUCCCUCUCCAUACAGGGAUUUCUUUGCCCAUCUAGCAAAAAUGCAAGGCAGAAGGAUUGGGAGGUGGGGAUCCCCUGUGCGGCUUCUCUGCUUUGCAUGGGAUGCUGGACCUAAGUUUUGAGGACUGCGCCCUGAGUCGUAAAGGAGGGAGAGACAGCUGCAGCGGGUCCCAUGCAGCACACAGGUCGGCAGCUCCAGCCACUCGGCAAAAUCUGGGCAGGAGGAUGUUCAUGAGGCUUGCUGACCAUCAGAGACGUGCUUCCCGAACCUGGUUGCUUGGCAGAGUCGUGGGAUCUCUCUGCCGUCUGGUUGUGCUCUUGGGAUCUCGGAAGCAUGUCUGGUUGUGCUGCAGGUUAACGGUCAGGCAGGGGUUUGCAAGAUCAAAGGCAUGGCCCAUAGGAUUGCACCCUAGCCAGCAGAGGAGGGAGAGAUGGCCACCGAGAGAACAGCUUGAGGAAGGGGGCGUGCAAACCCAGGUCAGCCGUUCAGCAAAACCUGGAUGUCUUGCCAGAAUGAAAAUGGGGCGUAGAACAGGUUAGAACUGAGGGCAGGCAUGCAGAGGAGACUCCGGCAUCACCUGAAGGAAAACAGUGAUCUUAGGGUUGUGUGUCGCUAACCUUUCCCUCUCAAAUGGCAGCUUCGGUUAAACCAGUGCAGCAUGAAUAGACUUUCGGUGCUAAUAUUGCAGUUGGUGAAUCGUGUGUCGAGCAUCUCAUGGCAGUACUCAGUCGCAGAGCAAAAGGGAAGACUUUUCUUUAAUGUAUGUACAAUAAAGAAUUUACCGAACCCA